AUGCGGCCCUUUACUGUCGCAGCUGCGGCGCUCCUAGCAAGUGUGGUAGAUGCGUCGACUCUCCAACCACCCGUCCUUCCGUUGAUCGUGCGGAACCCAUAUCUGAGCACAUGGCUGCAAAACGCAAGGGAAGAGCCAUGGAGCAAAUGGCCCAUGUUCUGGACUGGAUCUGAGGUUGGCUUCAGUGUCAUGGCGUCGGUCCCUGACACCAACGAAGUCUACCCUUUACUCGGCCGACCUCAUGAUUCUCUGGAGCAAAAGGACAAGGAUUACGCGAUAGCAUACCCCAUAUACCGAGGUGCUAAAUACGACGCGUCGACGACCAACCUUACGUACUCUAUACCCGCACCCGAUGCACUCCGCUCAGCGAAAGACGUCGAGAUCACCUUGUCAUUCCUAUCACCCAUUACACCGACCUCGACGUUGCGCCAGACCAUACCGGCAGCAUACCUGUCUAUACACGUAGAAGGAACGUUCGAUGUCAACAUAUACGUGGACGUGAACGGACAAUGGGUCAGCGGCAAGAGGGAGAGCCUGAUAGAAUGGGGCUUGUUCCAGCAUGUCGCGCCGGGUCUGAACGAUAAGCUGAAGACGUGGCAAGUCAAGCGACAGGUUGAGCAGCUCUUCACCGAGACGAACGAUCAGCCCGAGUGGGGUCAGCUGCACUUUACUGGGCCAGUCGACGCGCGCCAUGAAUCGGGCACAUCCGCGCUCUUACGCCAGCGAUUUGCUCGAACCGGGACGUUGCAGAACGAGGUCGAUGGGAACUUUCGCGCCGUCAUGGAUGAAGAGCCCGUGUUUGCGUUUGCGAAAGCUUUCAAGCUGGCAAACUCGUCCACUACCAGCUCCAAAUCCAGCAGCAAAAGUGACAGCGUACUGUUUACGAUAACCCACAUCCAAGAUCCGGUCACACAAUAUGCAUCUGCUCGCGGUCUCACGUUCAUGCGGCCGUUGUGGAAGUCCUGGUUCCCCCAAGAUGACAAGCUCAUUCAAUUCCACUACGGCGAUUUCGCAAUGGCAAAGAGCCUCGCUGGCAACUAUUCGGAACAGCUGCGCAUCGAUGCCUACCAAUCUGGCUCCACGAACUACGUGGACAUCGUUGCCUUGUCUGCACGACAAGUCAUGGGUGCCACGAGCUUCUCCGGAACCAAAGACAAUCCAUUGCUCUUCCUAAAAGAGAUCUCCUCCAACGGCAACAGUCAAACAGUCGAUGUCAUCUUCCCAGCCUUUCCGUUCUUCCUGUAUACGCAGCCUAGGUGGUUGGCAUACCUGUUGGAGCCACUUCUGGAACACCAGCUGUCCGGCCAGUAUCCCAACAAGUACUCCAUGCAUGACCUUGGCGCACACUUCCCUAAUUUGACGGGACAUGCCGAUGGACGAGACGAGUACAUGCCUGUUGAGGAGUGUGGCGAUAUGCUGAUCAUGGGUCUGGCACUGGUCAACUCGUUAAGCUACAACUCCGACGCACAAGCUCAGUCUAUCUGGUCAACUAUCGGCAACGACGCAGACCGUAGUAUUGAUGCAACCAACGCAUUCUCUCUGAACGGCGUCGGACUGCACGGCGGAGUUGACUACAUCGAUGAGACUUGGGGCGGAAGCACCAAAGGCAUUGACCAAGCGAAGAAGUGGCUGGAAGGCAGCUAUGACCUGUGGAAGCAAUGGACUGGCUAUCUUGUCGAAGACGCUCUUGAGCCUCACAACCAGCUUUGCACUGAUGACUUCGCUGGCUGGCUGCCGCUUCAAACCAAUCUUGCCCUGAAGGGCAUUGUCGGCAUCAAAGCCUUCAGUGAAAUUGCUGACCUCAUGGAUCGACCCGGCGACGCAAAACACUACCGCAACAUCUCAGAGACGUACAUCAAGAAGUGGCAAGACUACGGCAUGUCGCGCGAUGGCACACAUGCCAAACUCGCUUACGAUUGGUACGGCAGCUGGACCACUCUAUACUCGCUUUACGCCGAUGCCGUACUCUGCUUCCACCCCACCAUCACAAACUCGUCUUCCCUAUCCGAACAACCAGAUUACGCAUCUGGAAACGAUGAAGCGCAGCGACCCUUGUCACCCUCCAAACACUCCUCCUCCAGCCGCUCACCCAUCACCGAAGACUUCAUCCCCGACAAAAUCUACAACCUCCAGAGUGACUGGUACUCCACCGUGAUGCAGAAAUACGGCCUUCCCCUGGACUCUCGUCAUCUUUACACAAAGUCCGAUUGGGAGUUUGAAGCUGCUGCCGUUGCGAAUAAGAAGGUGCGCUCUGAGAUUCUUGAUCGGGUGGCGCUUUGGUUGAAUGAGACGGUUACGGAUCGGCCCUUUACGGAUCUUUAUGUUACGGAGGGGGAUGGUGGGUUUCCUGGGCCGUGGUUCUUUGCGAGACCGGUUGUUGGGGGGCAUUUUGCGUUUUUGACGCUGGAGAGGGCUUGUGGUGGUGGGGGGAAGUAG
This is a messenger RNA of Alternaria conjuncta, 2436 nucleotides long. RefSeq lists its product as uncharacterized. Bases 1 to 2436 code for a protein of 811 amino acids. NCBI's taxonomy places the organism in Eukaryota, Fungi, Ascomycota, Dothideomycetes, Pleosporales, Pleosporaceae. The transcript has 3 exons. The record is from RefSeq and is a predicted model, not a curated record.